AUGAGCAAGAUUCACACUUCUCAUACCAUGGCUCUCACUGCUCAACCUGCCGCGCACCCCAAUUGGGGCCGCUGGCCGCAAAAUGUCUCCAACGACUUCAACAUGAUGGACGGCCAGGGAUUCCUGCCCUACGACACUCGCGGCCAUCAUUCUGCUCCUGCUCAUCAAAUGCAACAACAGCCGCAACGUCAGAUGGCUCCUCAGUAUGUGGUUGGCCCGGCCUACAACUCGCAUCCGGCUCCUCCCACCUUCACUACACCCCAAUAUCAGGGGCCUAAUGCUUUCCAAUAUGUGCCGUAUCACAGCCCUUCGCCCACUUCGCCCGUUGGCUCGCCAUUCCGCAACGACUACCAAGAGCGCCAGCUACCCCAGGUCGACCAGCCUCGCGUUAUCUUCCAGCGCGACUCAAAGUCUCUCCAUGAGAUGCAGGCUCCUUCGCCUUCAACCCGCAGCGACUCUUUAGCCUCCACCAAGCGCUCGUCUAUUUCUUCGCACCCUACUGCCAACGCCAAAACGAUUACUUACAACGAAACUCUCAACCCGGUUGAUAGAGUCAACUUUGACACCGACGUCGACGAGCUCAUGAAAGCUAUUCAGAGAAAGCACUCGGCUACCAGUCUUGAAGCUUCCCAAGGCCCUACUCCUGCUCACACUCCCCGUGCUGAUCGCACUGAGCCCUCCACUCCAGGUAGCACUGUCGCUGCUGCCGACAAUAAGCCCAAGAAGAAGUGGGUUUGCGAUGGCCCCAACUGCAGCAAGAGCUUUGUCCAAAAGACUCAUUUGGAUAUUCAUCGCCGCACCCACUCUGGUGCCAAGCCAUACGUUUGCACAAAAGAGAACUGUGGACUCACGUUUUCUCAGCGCGGCAACCUCAAGACACACAUGCGCCGUCACACUGGCGAGAAGCCUUUCUCCUGCCGCAUCUGCGGAAAGACGUUUGCUCAGCGUGGCAAUGUCCGCUCCCACGAGGAGACUCACAAGGGCAUGAAGCCCUAUGUUUGCAAGCUAGACGACUGCAACAAGACGUUUUCCCAGCUUGGCAAUAUGAAGACUCACCAGAACAACUUUCACAAAGAAAGUAUCAAGCGACUCACUGCCAUGUUUAUCAAGUUUGCUGCUGAGGGUGACGUCCCCGAAGAGCACCAAGAGCUCUUUGAGUACUUCCAUGAGCAUUACAAGAACAGCAACAAGGGCGUCAAGGGUCGUGGUAAGGCACGCACUGUCGCAGCACGCAAGCCUAAGGGCCAACCCCGAUCCCAGAGCCUCUCCGGCCCUGUACCCCAGCAGCCGUUACCCCAUGUUCCCCGACACCACAGCAUGUCUGCCUACGACCUGACUAGCCAGACGACUGCUCCCGGCAUCGCCAGCAUUCCCAGAACGCACAACCCCGAGUACACCAUGUUUGACCAGCAGGAUGUUCUCUACGAGGAGGAACACGGUCAUCACAUGAGCUUCACCGACCGCUUGUACUAA
Beauveria bassiana ARSEF 2860 is the source of this 1473-nucleotide messenger RNA. Its product is annotated as finger protein AZF1. The transcript has a single exon. Lineage: Eukaryota; Fungi; Ascomycota; Sordariomycetes; Hypocreales; Cordycipitaceae. Gene Ontology annotation, cellular component: nucleus. Gene Ontology annotation, molecular function: RNA polymerase II cis-regulatory region sequence-specific DNA binding; DNA-binding transcription factor activity, RNA polymerase II-specific. Gene Ontology annotation, biological process: regulation of transcription by RNA polymerase II. The record is from RefSeq and is a predicted model, not a curated record. The coding region runs from base 1 to 1473 and encodes 490 amino acids.